AACACAAGUGGAGUAAUUAGUUUGUGAUGUUAUUAUACUCCUUCCAGGUGCUACACAUUUUAAUCAUGGAGAUUCCGAAAAUGGGUGUGAGCAUAUUUUUGCUUCCGAUGAGUGUUUUCCUAUUUCAGUAUUUGCUAAGGAUCAUCAGAAUAUCGGUAUUGUUCACUGAAGCCACCAAGGCCUCAGGCAUUCUUGCACAAGCUAAAUGGACAAAAGCUGCCUUCAACCUUCUUCUAUACUUGCAAGGGGGGCAUGUAUGUUAUUUUAAGUUUCAUUUUACUUUUGCUUUUCGAUUUGCUUGAUGUCAAAGGGAGGGAUUUUUCACUAGGAGUUAUGUGAUCGAUUUGUUACCAUUCCACGGUGAGAAACCUAUCAUUCCAUGUAGUAUCCUUUGAUUUAUGGCUAUCGAAAACCUCACUGAGCUUUUAUUCACAGAUCAUCUGUCAUGCAUUGAGUUCAACAUUCAAAGGACGUGUUUGUAUAGCCUAAGUAGCAGCUCACUUGAUUUCUCAAUUGUGCAUAUCUUUCUGAUCAUUAGGUGUUUGGAGGGUUAUGGUACUUUUUCGCUGUAGAAAGAAAGGUUAUAUUCUGGAAGGAAGCAUGCACGGGAAACAUUAAUGGUUCUCGUUCUUUUUACUGUGAUGAUGGAUUCCAGGACUACAAGUUUCGAUAUUCUAAUUGCACUGGAAUAGAUCCUGCAUUAGCUGAUUUUGGAAUAUUUGUGGAUGCUCUUCAGUCUCGUAUUGUGGCAAGACAUGAAACGAGUUUUACUUUCUUUCUAGAGAGGCUAUUUUAUUGUCUAAGAUGGGGGGUGCAAACUCUGAGUUGUUUUGGUCAAAACCUCACAACAAGUACCUAUUUCCCAGAAAAUUUCUUUGUAAUAUGCAUUACCAUCUAUGCCGUCUUUGUGCUUGCCUAUUUAGUUGGAAAUAUGCAGACAUAUCUGCAAUCCGAAACAAUAAGAUCAGAGGAGCUGAGAUUGCAGGGACGUGAGUCCGAGCAAUGGAUGUCCUUCUGGAACCUUUCUGAAAAACUCCAAAAGGAUGUCAAGAAAUUUCAGCCUUACAAGUGGCUAGAAACCAAAACUAUUCAUGCUGAAGAUUUGCUCCAUAAGCUUCCCAGAGACCUGCAAAGGAACAUAAAGUGUGAGCUCUGCUUAGACCUACUGCGAAAAGUAGGAGAGUUUGGAGAGCUGAGUGAAGGGGCAUUGGAGAGCUUGUGUGAUGAGUUAAAGGCAGUGAGCUUUAGUAAGCACACUGUCUUAGCUCGGGAAGGAGAUCCAGUUGAUGAGAUGGUGAUCGUAGUGCAAGGCAAGCUCCGGAGCUCCUCCAGGGAUGGAACGGUAGCCUCUCCAACAAGGACUGCUGCUCCCAAUGGUUGCCGAAAUAUGUUGUUGAAAGACGGUGAGGUAUUAUGGGGGAAAGAACUUUCCACCUGGGUUCAUGCAGACCCACAUCAUUGUCUAUCCCGCCUCCUUAUCUCCCCCGCAACCAUCACCGCGGUUACGGACGUUGAAGCUUUUGUUCUCAUGGUCGAAGAUUUGCAGUGUGUGUUUGAAAGGGAGCACGCUGCUCGUUUCAUUCAAUCGUUUUGGCGUUUUACAAGGGUUUUGCGUUCUAGGAUGCCAUCAAGUACAAAUACCUGACUGACGAGAGCUAUAUAUGAACGCCAUGAAGUGUGUGUGUGUAUGUGUGUGUGUGUGUGUGUGUAUACACAGAAAAUUACUUGCGGGUGACGGGAGUUUUGUCGAAAUAACUCUUAGGUCCGUCU
Cuscuta campestris is the source of this 1770-nucleotide messenger RNA. NCBI's taxonomy places the organism in Eukaryota, Viridiplantae, Streptophyta, Magnoliopsida, Solanales, Convolvulaceae. The record is from the annotation of a GenBank genome assembly.